UUUCCCCGGACUACAUUUCCCGGCAUGCCCCGCCCGGUGCUGUCACCUCUGGCCAGCUGCUGUCAGCAGUUCUGAGGCGGAGGGAAGCCGCACACUAGGGGGGAGGUCAUGUGACCCUGUGGUGUCCCUUCCCCCCUCCUCCUGUCAGGGCAAUUCAAUUAAAAGAAGAAGAAGAACAAGAAAUCAUGUGAGGGGAGAUCUGUCAGCCAUGUCCUCCUCCUCUUCUUCUUCCCCGGGGGGCUCCGGGCUCCUCCGAGGUACCAGGACCCGUUCCUAUGGAAGUCUGGUCCAAACCCAGUACUCCCCGGCCCGAGUCCAGAAGGUGGAGCACCUGGUGGAGCCGGGGGACACCCUACAGGGCCUGGCGCUGAGAUACGGGGUCACGAUGGAGCAGAUCAAGCGAGCCAAUCGCCUCUACACCAACGACUCCAUCUUCCUGAAGAAGCACCUCAGUAUCCCCGUCCUGACCGAGCAGCCGGAGCUGUCCAAUGGGGCCGGCGUUCAGGAGGACGCGGAGGAGGAGCCUGUGAUGGGGGGCCGGCCGGAGAAGAAGGAGGAGAAGAGCCGGCCUCACCGCAGCUCCUCCCAUGCAGAGCGCAGGGACGAGGUGUCGGCCAGCGACUUCAUGAGCAAGCUGGACACCAGGAUCCGGGUGUCCAAGAGGGCCGCCGUGAAGAAGAUCCGGGAGGGGGAGAGCGUGGCUCCCGAGGAAGACGCAGCGCCCGGCGGCGGCGGCUACCAAAGUCCCGGUCUCGGCAGGUCUCGGGAGGGCUCCCCACAGACUCAGCAACGCUCAUUACUCGGACCGGUCCCCUUAACAGUGACUACCCGCACCUCCACCCUCCGAGAUCGCGAGGAUGAAAUCUUUAAGUUAUGACCUUCGUUUUCCUCCUUUUUAUCGUUUUUCCUAUUUUUAAUGUUGUUUUUGUUUCGUUUUUUUCAUAUCGGACGUACAUUUUUUCUAUGCGAUUUUUAAAGUGUACCUGUUGUAAUGUAGUGAUGCACUGAACCCCCCCC
Rana temporaria (common frog) is the source of this 1017-nucleotide messenger RNA. It is a transcript of the gene LYSMD1, whose product is annotated as LysM domain containing 1. Bases 209 to 877 code for a protein of 222 amino acids. The transcript has 3 exons. The record is from RefSeq and is a predicted model, not a curated record. NCBI's taxonomy places the organism in Eukaryota, Metazoa, Chordata, Amphibia, Anura, Ranidae.